AUGACAAAGAUCGCUCUUCUCGGUGCUGCCGGUCAGAUUGGGACCCCUCUGAGUCUCCUCUGCAAAGCUGUAAACAAUAUUGUCCAUACGCCCGGCAUUGCCACCGAUCUCAAUCACAUCGAUACCAAAGCGACUGUUUCUGGCUAUUUACCUUCCAACGAUGGUUUGGCCAAAGCACUCAGCGGAGCCGACAUUGUCGUUGUCACUGCUGGGAUUGCUAGGAAACCAGGAAUGACUCGAGAUGACCUCUUCAAUACCAACGCCUCAAUCAUUAGAGACAUCUUUACCCAGGUUGCAAAGACCUGCCCCGAAGCAAUCUCAUGUAUUGUUACCAACCCGGUAAACUCAACAGUUCCUGUUGCAGCCGAGACUUUGCGUGCAGCAGGUGUCUUUGAUCCUACGCGUCUUUUCGGCGUGACUACUCUAGAUGUCGUGCGCGCGUCGACCUUUGCUGCACACGCCCUUGGCGGCGACGCAGACCCUACCAGUAUCAAAGUCCCUGUUAUCGGUGGCCACAGUGGUGCUACCAUUCUUCCUCUCUACAGCCAGGCCCAACCGCCCAUUGACCUCGGCGCUGAACUCCCCAAUGUUAUAAACCGCGUGCAAUUUGGAGGUGAUGAAAUAGUCAAGAGCAAGCAAGGAGCCGGCAGCGCCACGACUUGCAUGGCUUAUGCGGGUUUUAGAUUUGUCAAGGCCCUUCUUACCGCAAGGUCUGGAACUCCAGUCGUGGAAGAGGCUUAUGUCUACCUGCCGGGGAUUACUGGAGGAAAGGAGAUCUCGACCGAGCUUGGAGUUGACUACUUCUCCGUUAAAGUGAAGCUGGGUCAGCGAGGAGCAGAAGGGUUACUCCCCAUCGGGAACUUGUCAGACGGGGAAAAGAUCCUCCUUGGAAAGGCAGUGGAAGAGCUGAAGGUGAACAUUCAAACUGGUUUAUCAUUUGUAGCUGGAAAAUAA
This is a messenger RNA of Fusarium mangiferae, 954 nucleotides long. RefSeq lists its product as uncharacterized. The transcript has 5 exons. NCBI's taxonomy places the organism in Eukaryota, Fungi, Ascomycota, Sordariomycetes, Hypocreales, Nectriaceae. The coding region runs from base 1 to 954 and encodes 317 amino acids. Gene Ontology annotation, biological process: carboxylic acid metabolic process; tricarboxylic acid cycle. Gene Ontology annotation, molecular function: L-malate dehydrogenase (NAD+) activity. Gene Ontology annotation, cellular component: cytoplasm. The record is from RefSeq and is a predicted model, not a curated record.